Ruditapes philippinarum (Manila clam) is the source of this 2023-nucleotide messenger RNA. Its product is annotated as 2-aminoethanethiol dioxygenase-like. Gene Ontology annotation, molecular function: oxidoreductase activity, acting on single donors with incorporation of molecular oxygen, incorporation of two atoms of oxygen. The record is from RefSeq and is a predicted model, not a curated record. Gene Ontology annotation, cellular component: mitochondrion. The coding region runs from base 43 to 765 and encodes 240 amino acids. NCBI's taxonomy places the organism in Eukaryota, Metazoa, Mollusca, Bivalvia, Venerida, Veneridae. The transcript has 2 exons.
GAUUCUGACAGCAAACAAUUUUUACAAACACCGUUUACAAAAAUGACAUCUCCCUUCCAAAAAGCUGUUGAAUCUGCUUUUAAAGUGUUUUCUCGGAGAAAUGGGGCUUCUGUAACGAGUGACAGCCUUAGUGAAUUAAGGACCAAUCUUAAUAAAGUCACAAAAGACGAAUUACGAAUAGAUCCUCACGUAUUAGAGGAUAAAAUUCCAAAAGAACAUGAAGCUCCAGUUACCUACAUAAGAAUUUUGGAAGAUAAGUUGAUGACAAUUGCUGUGUUUGUAUUGAGGCAAGGAAAAAGUUUACCUUUACAUGAUCAUCCUGGAAUGUUUGGUCUUCUCAAAGUUAUCCAUGGAAGUGUUACAAUAAAAACAUACACACCACUAGAUCCUAACAAAUAUCCAGUGCCAGCUACGUUAAGUGAAACACUAGCUGACAAAUAUGGGCGAAAUAUUCCGGUGUAUCCUUCAUGGUACGAGGGUGACAAAGUUUGUACUGAAACAGAUGAUUGUUGUGUUAUAUCUCCAAACAAUAAAAAUGUCCACGAGAUAAUUUCAGAAUCAGGAACUGCAGCAUUUUUAGAUGUUUUAUCACCACCGUAUAAUCACAAGUCAAUGGAGGACUGUAGACCUUGUUCAUACUAUAAAGAAAUCAGCAUAGAUUCUAAGGAACCAAAUAUACGUUAUCUUGUAAAGAUAAAGUCACCACCGGAAUACUGGUGUGAUGAAGUUGAUUAUUAUGGGCCUCAGUUACCAUUACCUUCAUGAUAAGAUAUUAGGCUAAAUCAUUUAUUGUCUGCUUACUUGAUAAAUAGAUUUAGCAAACCUAGGUCCACCAGGAUUUUACUUUACAGUGCGAAUACACUGCUGUAAGAAACGGGGUGUAAAAUACAGCAUUUUUUUAUACCGUUUUUCUCUUUGUAACAGAUGCAAUUACAUCAAAACACUUAAAGCCUGUACUUAUAGAUGUAAAAUAUUCCUGUAUGGUUUAAUUUGAGGACAUUGCUGUUGACAGCCAGUGAUUAGAAAAGGCUUGAAAUUGAUUAUUACUUUAUUUUUUUUCUGUUGCCGUUGUAUACUGAAGCUUUUAAACUUUUUUUUAUCUAUGAUGCAGUUAAUUUGUAUUUCAUCAUUCAUGUCAGUGACAGGCAUAGGGGUGUUACAUAAAAUAGACAUUUUUAAUGAUGUUAAGUGCUAUAUUUACAAUGUUAAAUAUGAAUAUUAAUGAACUUACUCCACUUUAAGGAUUACAUACCCGAUGAAUCAUUAAAUAUCGUCUAAUUUGGGUAAUUGUAAUCAACCUGAAGGCACUCAAACCUUUGUUUGGCAUUUUUCUUUACACCUUCAGUACAUACAUGUUAGUGAGAUGGUCUCGCAUCAGUUUUUGAGAUGUUAACGUUAUCACUUGGGUCCAUAAUCCUGAACAUACAUACCCUUGUCGGGCAUUCAGAAUUUCAAACAUUCUUACACCAUCACUGAGAUGAUUUCUAUUACAAAGUUGCUAAAGUGUCUGAUAUUGCAAUGCAUAACUGCUCAGUACACACUGACUGACCACUGUUUACUAAGUUUACACGCCACAUGAGAAAGUUAAACUCAAUAAACCUCAUGUAUAUAUAUCUACUCCUGUAGGUUCUAUGUUGUGAAUUAUAAUCAGAGCAGUGUUGAAUUGGCAUUAAAUAUACAUUUGUGAUUCAUUCAUAAAAUUCAAUAUGAAUUAUUUGUAAUAAAUUUUUGUAGGGCAUUGGAUUGGGUUUUGACUAAUUUUUGCAAUACUAUGUAUAACAGUUAGAGCACUCUAAGCUUCACAUUUUCACAUCACUUUGUUGACUUUGUUAUAAAAGUCCAUUUCACAAAAAUUGUCAAAUGUGUUCACUGUAAACUAGGAAUGCUUGCUCAAUGUCAAUGAGGGAACUUCUUCAAGAAAAGGAAACUUUGUCAAGGAUAUUUAUAGUCAAUGUUUAUGUUUUGUUGAUGAUGUUAAUAUAUAUUAUAUUACUUAUAUGAAUAUAUUGUGAGAGUACAUAUA